AUGGGUCCAGAGCUAGGCAGUGCAGAGGAAGAUAUUUGGAUUGUCGGCUUGGGCUGUCCGUACCGUGACAAGAACGACUGUGUAGUCUCAGACCCGGAGCCUACAGCUAAAGCACUGAUCUCAGAUUAUGCGGCGGAAAAUGCUGACACCGAGACAACGAAAAAUGGGCUUGAUUGGGCAGUCGAGGUAGCAGAAGCGAGCUCCGUAACAGGACAAAUAGUGGUUGACACCACAAUAGUAUUCGUUGUCAAGAAAGUGCUCUUAUCAGAGGCCAGACAAUCCGUUGCGCUGGAGGGGCAAGCUGUCACGGUUGCAAUUCGAGUUGAAAGCACCAAUGAAGUGGUCAUUUCUACUUGCAAAGACUGGCUACUCAGUGAAGCACCGCUACUUCAGCCUGGAACGCGCGCGAGUGUCGCCCCCGACAGAGACCCUUCUUCGCAGCUACACUCGUCCGAGUCAGCUUCGUUGAUCUUCAAGAGGAAGUGUUUUAGAGCAAUCCUCAUUGAUCGCAUCUGGAUUUAUGGUCGAUACUUCCCUGCUUCAGACGACUUCCGGCCUGACCCUAAGCACGCCAACUCGGUCUCGGAAGAUUCACUGAAGUACUGGGCCUCUGUAUCUGAUCUCUGCAAUCCUUCUAAUAGGAUAUAUGAGGGCUUGGAGGGGACUCUGGAUGUAUUUGCCCUCGGUAGUGUCAUCAUCAAGUCAAGCCAUCUCCACGCUCGGCUUCAAGGGAGAUGCGCGAGUCGAGACUUCUCCUAUGCAGAUGCAAACGAAGUGAAGGCAACUGCCCUGGCAAGGACAGUGUUAAAAGAUGUCAAAAUUCCGAUCAUCUACUUUGCGUGGAAGAUCAAUGGCAGGGAUGUCUUAGUGCAGGAGAGAAUUCCUGGUGUCGGCCUCAACGUCGCUUGGCAAUAUAUUUUCGCGGCACAGAAACAACUGUUCAAAGAAGAAGCACGCGAUAUCUUGCGAAAUUUGAACAUAGUCAAACCUCCUUCCUCAAGCACGACCCGAUGCUAUAUUGUUGAAGACACGGAUCCUGAAGCACACCGAGUAAUCCAGGGGCUCAAGUACGAUAUCAUCUUCGGAGAAGAUAAUCGUGAUCCAGAUCUAUCCUUUAUGCAUAACGACUUUAGUCUAUCGAACUGUAUUGUGAACAAUGAAAAGAUUGUAGAGCUUAUCGACUGGGAGAUGGCAGGUUACUUUGGGUGGAAGACAGCUGCUCAGGUGUAUGUAAAGAUCCGAACUCCUCGACGAGAGAGCUUCGCAGCGCUCAAUCUAUCCGAAGACGCUUUGAAUGACAUACUUCUCUAUAAUGAUUUAUAUGAAGUCUUAACGGCAAAGUAA
Molecule: messenger RNA, 1344 nt
Organism: Penicillium taxi
Lineage: Eukaryota; Fungi; Ascomycota; Eurotiomycetes; Eurotiales; Aspergillaceae
Product: PHD transcription factor protein
Exons: 2
Coding region: 1-1344 (447 amino acids)
Source: RefSeq, a predicted model, not a curated record